AUGAAGACCUUCACCUCCAUCCAGCUGGCCGCUGCCGGCAUUCUCUCGCUCGCCUCCGUGGCUACUGCCAUCCCGGCAUGUGCUGUCAACUGUUUCUCAAGCGUCCUCACUGAGCACCCUCCCCUGACUUGCACCUUGCCCGACAUGUAUUACUGCUUCUGCGCCCUACCCGACAUGCAGGGCUUCUUCAUUUCAUGCGCUCGUUCCACCUGCGCUAAUGACGCUUCCGCGGGAGAAGCCAUCCAGUUUGGUGUUGAUCUGUGCUCUGAGCUUGGCUACACCAUCACCGUACCACCUGCAACUCCCUCGACCACCUCUGUUGUUAUCUCCUCUAGCACCAGUGUUGUCCAGACCACCUCCGCUGUCGUCUCCAGCAGCAGUGCUGUCCAGAGUACCUCAGCUGUUGUCUCCAGCAGCAACGUCGUCCAGUCUACCUCCUCUACUCAGCUGCCCGGCUCAACUAGCGCUGCUAGCUCUGCCGUUCAGUCAUCCUCUGCUGCUGCUUCAUCUGGAUCUGCUUCCGCCUCUGGAUCCGCCUCUGCCUCUGCAUCGGCUUCCACAUCUGCUUCUUCCUCAGCCUCCGUUUCGGGCUCUGCUUCUGCUUCCCGAUCCGCCUCAGCCUCUGGAGCUGCUUCUUCCUCCGCUACUCCAUCUUCCAACCCAUCCCAGGGUGGUUCCAGCACCACCCCUGCCAGCGUCACCCCUCAGUCGACCACGACCAAGGCUGCCGCGUCCACCACCCAGGCCGGUUCCGACCUGACCACCAAGACCAUCUACGACACCCAAGUCCAGACUGUCACCUCCUGCGCUCCCACCGUGACCAACUGCCCCGUCGGCCAGGUCACCACCGUCGUCGUCCCCGUCACCACCACGGUCUGCCCGGCCUCCGAGAAUUACGCCAUCUCCACCGUCUACACCACCAGCGUCCGCACCGUCACCGCCUGCCCUGCCUCCGUGACCGACUGCUCCGUCGGCAAGGUCACCACCGAGACCGCCCCGGCCUACACCACCAUCUACCCCGUCACCUCCGCCCAGCAGGGCUCCGACUCCAGCGUCGUCACGGUCACCAACAAGCCUGCCACCACCUCCGCUGGCAACCAGGCUGCCGGAUCCUCCACUGCCGCUGGUAGUGCUAAGACCACCGUCCCUGUUAUCCCUGUCAGCAUGGGUAAUGCUGCUGCCGUCUCCAGCUUCUUGGCUGCCGCCGGUGCUGCCGUGGCCUUCUUCCACCUCUUCUGA
This is a messenger RNA of Clonostachys solani, 1239 nucleotides long. NCBI's taxonomy places the organism in Eukaryota, Fungi, Ascomycota, Sordariomycetes, Hypocreales, Bionectriaceae. The record is from the annotation of a GenBank genome assembly.